Messenger RNA from Populus euphratica (Euphrates poplar), 498 nucleotides. RefSeq names its product putative serine carboxypeptidase-like 53. The coding region runs from base 1 to 498 and encodes 165 amino acids. The transcript is spliced from 2 exons. NCBI's taxonomy places the organism in Eukaryota, Viridiplantae, Streptophyta, Magnoliopsida, Malpighiales, Salicaceae. The record is from RefSeq and is a predicted model, not a curated record. Gene Ontology annotation, molecular function: serine-type carboxypeptidase activity. Gene Ontology annotation, biological process: proteolysis.
AUGGAAAGUAACCCAUGCUUGCCUCUCGUUUUCUUUCUUGUUUCUUGUUCCAUUGCCCAAAUCGAAGCUGGCAUGAGGCAAAGUGAAGCACUUGGCCAUCUCUACAAGGCCAAGUUGGAGGGAAAUUCUAACAUUGACAGCGCUCUUUUUCAAGCAACCGAACAUGUAGAUAUGUCCAAGUUUCAUCAUCAAGAGGGAUUAAAAGAGAAAGAUAGAAUAGAGAGCUCUCCUGGACAGCCAAAAGUAGAGUUCUCGCAAUAUGAUGGUUAUGUUACUGUUGAUAAAUCUGCUGGACGAGCACUGUAUUAUUACUUUGUCGAGGCUCAACAUUCUAAAGAGUCUUCGCCUCUUCUUCUCUGGCUCAAUGGAGGUGAACGUUCCCAAGACAAGGAAGACUUGCUGCAAAAACAAGGAGUGCAAAGGGCACACUUUACACAAGGUCACCCAGUACAAGAAGCUGGGGAAAUUAAGAUGGCCUUGCUGCUCAAGGAAAGCUAG